Messenger RNA from Rhinocladiella mackenziei CBS 650.93, 768 nucleotides. RefSeq lists its product as uncharacterized. The transcript has 4 exons. Lineage: Eukaryota; Fungi; Ascomycota; Eurotiomycetes; Chaetothyriales; Herpotrichiellaceae. The coding region runs from base 1 to 768 and encodes 255 amino acids. Gene Ontology annotation, molecular function: monooxygenase activity; iron ion binding; heme binding. The record is from RefSeq and is a predicted model, not a curated record.
AUGAGCCUGUGGAACGGCCUCAAGAAACAGCUUGAAGCUGGAAUCCGAACCGGAUGUUUCGUCGAAAAAUUCAUGGAGACAGAUUACCCUCAGAUGGGGAUCUCGGAGAUUGAAGCUGCCUAUAUCGCAGGGACCAUGAUUGAGGCUGGAAGUGACAGCACGCAAAAUUCUCUCAACAGCAUGAUCCUCGGUCUCACUGCCUUUCCCGAAGUCGUGGAGAAGGCCCAUGAAGAACUUGACCGCGUCGCCGGCGACCGACUGCCUCAAAUUGAUGACUCUCCAAACCUACCAUACAUCCGAGCCAUGAUGAAAGAAGUCCUCCGAUGGCGUAGUGUGUCGAACGACCAUUUUGCACAUUUGACUACCAGUGACGUUAUUUACAAGGACUAUUUUAUUCCUGCCGGCACCGUCCUUGUGGGAAAUACUUGGGCGCUGCAUUAUGAUCCGAAUAUCUACCCAGAGCCUGAGCGCUACAACCCCGACCGCUUUUUGGGAACGCGAACUCUUGACCUCAACGCCGGAGAGUGUAUCAAUGCACAAGAUGUGCGCGAUCGUGAUCAUUGGUCUUUUGGCGCGGGUCGACGCGUCUGUCCGGGAUAUACACUAGCCGAGAAUUCCCUCUUUAUCCUGACGGCCCGCUUACUGUGGGCAUUUGAUAUUAAAGCGCCAAUUGACCCUGAGAGCGGCAAACGAGUGAAGCCUGAUCUGUGGAAUUAUCCGCCGCAACAAUUUUUCCAAGUCCCUACUUUUGACGUUAUAUUACUUUGA